AUGGCUGAUUGGAAUCCACCACCUCAUCCUCGUAGCCGUAAUGAGCCGGAGCGUUAUGGUAACCUCCAGUCAACCAGUGUUAGCCGGCCUGGAACCGAUGGACCACGGUCAAAGAUUGGAUCCAGGGCUGGAUCAACAGCCAGCAGUAAGCAAAGGGUAAAUGAAGGCAGAGGUAAGCUUUCAAUUACCACUGAGGCUCUGCAAAAGGACUCAACCAACCUUCCGUUGACAACAGAAGUUGGUAAAGUACAACUAUCAGUGUCAGGACCUUCAAGCUCAGUAGAUGAUCCAAAUAUUCAGUCUGAGAGUGGUCAAACCGGAAGCUCAGCAGCCGAAGACGGCCAUGAACCACCAGCGGAACUCCCAUCUGAGGUCACACCAAGGGCAUUUGGCCCGAUAGUACAACCACAGCUAAGUGAACUCAAGCCAGCAGGACUUUCAGGUCUAUUACCAGGCCCAAGUGGAAGCAGGCCAAGCGCUGAUUCUUUUGAACAGGGGUCCCUUAAGGAAUUUUUGAAAGUAUUUAAUGGUAAUUUAGAAGUUUUGGAUUCCAAUAUCAGAGAUUUUAGUAAUGAAUUAGGUUCUAAAUUUUCAGAAGUAUUAAAAAAAGAAUUUCAUCUUUUAGAAGUUGUUAAUGCUCAAUACAAAGAACUUUAUAAGGUUAUCAGGCAAGAUAACAAAGAUGUUUCUAGUUUGAAUAAAAAGUUUGUUUCCUUUCUAAAUCAAUUUCCUUCAGAGUCUUUGAAUUUAUUUUUAGAUAAAAAUUCAUCCUCUUUGCUCUCUCUAAAUGAUAUUAAUGAGAAUAUUUUAGAGUUCAAAAAUACUUUGAAUGAGUUUUGUGACAAUCACGAGAGUGAGAGACCUAGUGUAGUUCAACAUGAUCAAGUUCUAACUACACUGUUAGAAAAUCUUCAUCAUAAGUUGUAUGAAAAACUUGACAACAAGUUUCAUCAGAACACCAGUCUGUCUAGCGAUGAAAUGAACAAAUUCAUCCAAGACCAAACACUUGCGGUUGAAAAUGAGAAAAUCCAGCGGAGUAAUUUUCAAGACUUUAUCGCAAGAAGUCUACAGGAAAUUAAAGAAAAUCAAACAAAGUUUGAAAAUUCUACUAAUAGUAAAUUAGAUAGAAUUGAAGAUAUGUUGCUGAGAAUGACAAAUAGUAAUAAGCAAGACAUAGAGCAAGUGCAGGAGCAACUACAAAACAAUACUUUACCUACAAAUAGAGUUGGCUCAAUGGUGAGAAAUUUUGAAGGUAUCAGUCAAACUCCUAUGCAAGGUAGUUCAACAAGGAAGGCAAGAUAA
This is a messenger RNA of Melampsora larici-populina 98AG31, 1302 nucleotides long. RefSeq lists its product as uncharacterized. The coding region runs from base 1 to 1302 and encodes 433 amino acids. The transcript has 3 exons. Lineage: Eukaryota; Fungi; Basidiomycota; Pucciniomycetes; Pucciniales; Melampsoraceae. The record is from RefSeq and is a predicted model, not a curated record.